AUGACCAUGUACGUGGACUACAGAGUCUUUACUGUUCAGAUAAAUGACACAAAGGCAGCAGUGUCUGAUUUUCUGCAGGUAUUUUCAGAGAGUAGUCAACUUUAUAUUAUCAGCUUCUUCCUCUCCAGCCUCUACAUUAUAUUCCUGUUCCCUGUCGGUUUCAUCGGGAACAUCCUCAUCUUAGUGGUCAACCUGUACCACAGGGGCCACUUGACAGCCCCGGACCUCUAUUUUGUGAACCUUGCCGUGGCCGACCUCGCCCUCGUGGCUGACUCUCUGAUCGAGGUGUUCAACCUGAAGCCAGGCUACUAUGACAGGCCCGGCCUCUGCACCUUCAUGAACUUUUUUCAGCAGGUCAACAUGUACAGCAGUGUCUUAUUCUUAACCUGGAUGAGCUUUGACCGCUUUGUCGCACUGACUGGCUUCAUUGGUCGCAGUAUGCCUCGCGCACGCCUCAGCUGCUGCCUUAUCUGGGCGUCUUCGUUGUUGCUCACCGUGCUUCCUUUCGCUAUAGCGCAAAGGCAACACGCUGGGGAACUCCACUUCUGCUUCGCAAACGUGACCCAGAUUCAGUGGCUGGAGGUGUUGCUGGGUUUCUUGCUGCCUUUCUCCAUCAUGGGUCUGUGCUACUGGAAAAUAGCACAGGUGCUCCGACAGGGCAACAGGGGUCACGAUGGCCCACAGCAGAGGCCUCGCAGGCAGAAAGCCCUGCGGAUGAUCUCAGCCGCAGUGUUAGUCUUCUUCCUCUGCUGGCUCCCGGAGAAUGUGUUUAUAAGUGUUCACCUUCUAAGAGGUGACGCAGACAGCGGCACGCUGUGGCAGGAUUACCCCCUGACCGGUCAUGCUGUCAGGCUGGCGGCCUUUUCUAACAGCUGCCUGAACCCGCUCAUCUACAGCUUCCUUGGGGAGACCUUUCAGAAUAAACUGAGGAUCAUAUGGGCCAAGCUCAGGCACAAGUCAGCCUCAGGAAAAUCUCUCACUGUACCAGCGGGAAGCACAUGUGGCCAUGCAACAUGCGACAGACCAAGGCGGUCCGCACAUUAAAGCUCUGACAUCCUUCCAUAAACUGUUCUGCCCCUGCCCCCCCAAAAAAUAAAUUCCAACUUCAUGAUGUAG
Perca flavescens (yellow perch) is the source of this 1116-nucleotide messenger RNA. RefSeq names its product G-protein coupled estrogen receptor 1-like. Gene Ontology annotation, molecular function: nuclear estrogen receptor activity; G protein-coupled receptor activity. NCBI's taxonomy places the organism in Eukaryota, Metazoa, Chordata, Actinopteri, Perciformes, Percidae. The transcript has a single exon. Gene Ontology annotation, cellular component: membrane. Gene Ontology annotation, biological process: cellular response to estradiol stimulus; G protein-coupled receptor signaling pathway. The record is from RefSeq and is a predicted model, not a curated record.